This is a messenger RNA of Morchella importuna, 525 nucleotides long. RefSeq lists its product as uncharacterized. Lineage: Eukaryota; Fungi; Ascomycota; Pezizomycetes; Pezizales; Morchellaceae. The transcript has a single exon. The coding region runs from base 1 to 525 and encodes 174 amino acids. The record is from RefSeq and is a predicted model, not a curated record.
AUGACUAGGCCCCGCUCCCCCACACAGUCCGAGAUCGAACACAUCCUCCAUGCGAACGAUAUUGAAUUCACCAACUUCAUCGACUACCACUUCUCCGUCUAUCCCACCUCCGAAGAUGAAGCCGAAAUCAAAGCCGCAUACAACAUCACCACCGCCGGCAAUGACAACACCACAUCAACUCCAGCGCCACCUUCCGGUGCCUCAGCCACUUCCACGGACACUUGGGUCGACCGCACAAUUUACAUGUACUUCCACCCCGUGGGUCAAAUCUGGCUGCCAUAUCCUCCAGAGGGGGUACCGCUGGCAGAAGAUCUGUAUGCCGUUGAGAAAUAUAGAGAAGGUAGGGACGGGGUUCAGAGCUCGAAGAAUCUUUUUGAUAGACUGGUAGACCUGGGGAUUCGGGCCCUGGUAAGUGCUAAGAGGCGGAGGUUUGAGACGAGGGGUGAAAGUGCGGGAGAGCCGAAGAGGGUAGGGAGGAAGUUGACAAAGAGGAGGCCAGAAGGUGGAGACGGGAGGACGAUGUGA